Carassius auratus (goldfish) is the source of this 629-nucleotide messenger RNA. RefSeq names its product cell wall protein DAN4-like. The coding region runs from base 99 to 629 and encodes 176 amino acids. Lineage: Eukaryota; Metazoa; Chordata; Actinopteri; Cypriniformes; Cyprinidae. The transcript has 5 exons. The record is from RefSeq and is a predicted model, not a curated record.
UUGUCUUUGACAAAAGUGUGUUGUGAGGAGGCAGGACAGACACAUUAUCUGGAGGAGCAGAGUGAAAACAUCACUAGCAGAGGUCUGACACACACUGAAUGUGUUCGAUGGCUCCCGCUGUUCUGCUCAUCGGCUGUGUACUCGCCACAAUCAGCUGCUUAACCACAGCUCAAACUAGUAUCACUCCAUCUGGACUAACUACAACUACUGCAACUACCACCUCCUUACCUAUUACAACACCGCCUACACCAGCACAGAAUACAACAACAACCCCACCAGCACCAGCAAUAAUUACAUCAACAUCUUCACCAGCACCAACUACCACAACAUCUACAGCACAUCCACCAGCAUAUCCAACUUUUGAUCCUCCCUUCGACACCACUGCACCUCCUACCCCCAUCUCCACUGUGGCUACUACCUCCAUCUCGACCACGGCUCCUACCUCCAGCUCCACCUCAGCUCCACCCAAAGUAAUUACUAUUCUCGAGAUGAAGGUGAAGACGUUGACUGAAGAAGAGCGUCAGGCUGAACUGUUUGAGAUUGGCAAAGUGCUGGAGAAUUUCUUAAGAGCGAAUUAUACUGGCAACUUCUCUGUUAAAAUCACGAAAAUUAAAAAGUUAUCACCAUAG